CUCCUCUCAACUCGCCUCCAUGCCCCUCCCCCGUCUCGCAUCCAUCGCGGCGCUCGAUCACCUGGUCCUCACGGUCCGCUCAAUCCCGACCACAAUCAAGUGGUACGAACGCCUCGGGAUGCGGCACGAGCCGUUCCGCACGCCCGGCGGCGUGCGCCACGCCCUCCGCUACGGCCUGAGCAAGAUCAACCUCCACGAGGCGGGGAACGAGUUCUCGCCGCGCGCAAAAACCGCACUCCCGGGCACUGCGGAUCUGUGCUUCCUCAUCGACGAUGAUGUGGGGGACGUCAAGACGCGCCUGGAGAAGGAGGGCAUCGAGAUCGUCGAGGACGGUGUUGUGUCUCGCACGGGCGCGCGGGGUAACUUGUUGAGCGUGUAUGUGCGCGAUCCGGACGGGAACUUGAUUGAACUGUCGAAUUACGAGGAGGAGAUGCACGCGUGAAGCGGAUG
Messenger RNA from Cutaneotrichosporon oleaginosum, 450 nucleotides. RefSeq lists its product as uncharacterized. NCBI's taxonomy places the organism in Eukaryota, Fungi, Basidiomycota, Tremellomycetes, Trichosporonales, Trichosporonaceae. The record is from RefSeq and is a predicted model, not a curated record.